AUGUCGUCAAUUGGGAAAAUCAAUGGUGCCCUAAACUCCUUCACGGUUGAGAACACUGCCGCACUUGUCAACGUCAAUCUUGAUCUCACGCUGUUUCGGUGCGAGCCAUCGGCUGAGUUCAAGCCUGUGGGUUCUGCGUUAACCAUAAGAAGAAAAAAAGAGGCCGAGACUGGACAAACCCAUAAAACAGCCUGCAAGCUGGGGUUUCUUCUGAAUGAUAUCAUUCCAGACACACCAUUGUUGCGCAAGGCCUACGGCAACCGUGUGAGCGAGAUUCUAUCUAGACCAGAUAUUAACCCCCGCGGGACCGAUAACGAUGGUCCAUUUCAACCUUUCAUAGGCGCUGAUUGCACAAGCAUUUGGGCCGCUGCAACAUCAGGAGACGCUGCAAUCGGUGUUCUCCUUCUUACCUGUAUGCUGGCUCAUGCCUUUGACGCGAAGAAAGCAGUCUCUAUCUGGUCUGAACUUAUAGACCAACGCAAACGCAAUAUCCAGCUCCUUCUCGAGACUGGGAAGAUGUUGAACCCAAACACAGUCGUCGCAUCCAACCAGGACAUUACCAGGGCUGAAAUCAGGACGUGGGAUGCGAGUGCCCGGUCCUGGCUACGCAGAGCUGACCUUGCAAUGACCUCGCAAAAGACAAGGUUCACCCUUAUUGCGGAGAACAUAGCAAUCCCUUACCCUGGGGGAAGUUCGAUGUUCGAAAAAGUCACGACAACCUGGAUAAGGGCUAUGGAGGUAUUUGAGAAACUACUUGCCAAUAGCCCCCAGCAAGCUUGUGAUCGGUCAAUCAUUUCCGGAAUCUACGCUUGGCAUCUGUAUCCGGACCUUCUGGUCUUUCAAAAAGAAGCCAAGAAAGUUCCUUUCAACGAUACCCUUAUUCCGAACUCUGCAGUUUUAAGUUUGGGACUUGAGUACAAAGGCACACCGUCCGAUAGCUUUAUCCGCUGGUCUUUAGCGUUGUCUCACCUGAGGUACUAUGGUGAUCCUGUCCAGGUCAAGAGCAAUGAUGCAUUCACCCGGAUACGUAUGCCAGAUAUGUGGCUUCUUGCGCUAGGGUCAUUACUUGGUAGUUGGGCCGUGCCGUACACAAGCCUGAGUGUCGGAAUGGCAUGGUUUGAACAACUUGGGCAUAGGUUGCGUGAGACUACUCAGUCCAAUCGGAUCGAACUGACCUGGCUGUUGCGAAUCUGUGACGCCGUCACUGACCUAUCUCCUGAGCAACGCGAUACUGCUGAGAGACUUGUCAAGUACGGUUGCAGACGAGGCGGUAGUCUGUUGGGUAUUGAGGGGUCAGUGCCUACUCAGAUAGCCUUCUUUGGUCUAUGCAGUCCAGCAUUCUUAUGUGCUAUGAGCCAGGAGGACGAAAUCGAGGUUGGAAUAGAAUGGCUUCGAAACGUCUCCGUUCAAGCGGGUAUCGAAGUCCAAGACGUGGUAAUUUCGCACUCAAAGAGGAUUGGGUCAUAUGACUAUACCGAAUGGAUUACGACUCAACCUGUCCACCUUCAGCUAGGGGGAAAUGAGACCAGCCAAGACAUGAAGAACAAUGGACAAGUCAGCUAUAUGAGGUGGGUUCAUUGCCCAGUUGACGGUAACGACCAUGCGACACGUUCAAUGCUGGAAGAAAGGAUUAGAGCCAUCAGGGAACGGGGAGAAGCCUGCGAGCUUAUUACUCACUAUAGGGGCUUUCUCCACAGUCACCCUUACCAUGAGAAUUUUGUACGCACUUGGCAUGAGCCACCGCAAAUCUUCAAGUUAUAUGAUUCUCAAGAAGCGGAAGAGCAGGAAGACUUCAUAGAUUAUCUCGGUGGGCACAACAGAGGCUACGGUGGGUUUAACCUCCGAAUCAGAACCAAGAGGAAAGGUGGGCGUCAGUGGUUUAGUAUCCUUCGAGAAGCUAUUAGACGCCACUAUGACAUACAAAGAGGGUUGCAAUGGAUAUCGGAUUCGACAAGGUCAGACAAAGUCGUAAGAUAUCUACUCUCCUAUCUCUGUAAUCAGGCUGCGUCAGGUCCAGAACGAAGGCUCAAGCGUAAACGAAAAGGGACGAACUCAUCAGAGGUACAACUACGACAUAACCGAUUCCAGAGCUAUUUCGAUGUUAUGACCAAUCUCCUCCCAAAAUCAUCCGAGAUGGUAGUUGGGAUGCGAACCUUGGAAGUCGCCCACAAACUAUACGAAACGCUUCCAGGAGCCACUGUCUCUUUGCGCGUCAUCGAACAAAACCUACUCAAGGCACACUGGCUCCCAUCUUCCAUCAAAACGAUAUUGGGCCUGAUGUCGACUAACUCACGAAUGGAUGGGUACGAAAAGAUAGUUUCCACUCCAGUUGAAGAGCAUAUGAAAGAUAUGACCCGCCAGGACUCAUUCGCAUGCGUUGCCAUGUUCGAAUCAGGCCACCUCAAUAUCGACCCGGCGCGCUUAACAGAAGUCAUCGCCCUGUGCUAUGAAAACUCAAUAUUCGUUGCCGAGAUAUUACUUCGCGAUCCCAGUGUGGAUACAUCGUCACUCGGUCUCGCUCACAUGGUUGGUAAUGUAGGAAAUGCUGGUAUGGUAUUUAUGGUCUCGCCCAUCGAACCUCGAGUGCGUCCAGCCCAACAUGACCCGUCACUGAUCGAUCACCUCAAGUACGACAACAGUGUCGUGGACAUGCUCAGAGGAACUUCUCUUCACCUAUCAUUCACAACAUGGAAGAUGCCGCUUGACUGGGAAACGACAGGCGAGAUAGACCAAGAGGUCUUCCUGCUCGAGUCAGUCGUAUCGGUACAGGAUAAGGGAGCAUGGGUGGCAGAUAUCGAUGUUCUGGAGAGGGAAAGAGAAGGCAUUGAUAUUCUCACGUUCACAUGUGGCUGUUCAGAUCCCCAUUUCCCUGCUGAUGCCGAUGCUGUUUCGCUUGACACAUGGGAGGAGCUUCUUGAUCCUCCUCCUUGUGUGGGAAUAUUCAGAGCCAAAGACAACUGGGCGGCUCGUCUUGCAGCGGUCUCUAUCUUGAUCCAACAAGGACGACAACACGUUGCAGCCAUCGUUGACGGUGAUAGAGUCUGUUGGCGUUGUUUGAAAGAAACGUAUGCUGAACCGGAACCGCAUUUUCCUCAAGUUUUGAUUUAUUGA
Molecule: messenger RNA, 3111 nt
Organism: Fusarium venenatum
Lineage: Eukaryota; Fungi; Ascomycota; Sordariomycetes; Hypocreales; Nectriaceae
Source: RefSeq, a predicted model, not a curated record